This is a messenger RNA of Mercenaria mercenaria, 1218 nucleotides long. RefSeq names its product 52 kDa repressor of the inhibitor of the protein kinase-like. Gene Ontology annotation, molecular function: protein dimerization activity. The transcript has a single exon. The record is from RefSeq and is a predicted model, not a curated record. Lineage: Eukaryota; Metazoa; Mollusca; Bivalvia; Venerida; Veneridae. The coding region runs from base 1 to 1218 and encodes 405 amino acids.
AUGUCUGGGAAAUUUCGGGGACUUCAAGCACUAAUACGUGAACGUUCGCCACAUGCACAUUACGUGCAUUGUAAAUCCCAUUGUUUAAACCUGUCUUUGGUACAUAGUUCAAACAUUCCAUGUGUCCGAACCAUGAUGUCAACUGUUCAGGACAUAAGCUUCCUGUUUGAUUAUUCCGCUAAACGGUUAUUAGCGUUCCAGGAUGAGCUGUCGCGCGAUGUUGCCACACAAGAAGAAAUGAACCAGCGCACUAAGCUCCGCACUCUGUGUGAAACACGUUGGUCCAGUCGGGCAGACGCUCUUGAGACGUUCAAGAAUGCGUUCCCUGUGGUGGUUCACGCACUGGAGACGUUGCAGGCAGAUGGCGACGAAAAGGCUGGGCAGUAUCUGGCGGCCAUAUUGCGCUUCGAGUUUAUCAUAGCGCUGUUUGUGGCGGAACACAUUCUGAGCAGCACCGUUCCCCUGACCAACCUCCUACAAAAGCAGGACAACGAUUUAUUGCACGCUGUGAGUGAAACACGCGUUGUUAUUAAGUUGUGCAACGACGAAAGGGCUGAUCAGUAUGUUUGGGACGCUCUAUACGACAAGGCCGUAGAUGUUAGCACUGAAUUUAACAUUCAACCAUUAAUGCCGAGAAUAGCUGGUCGACAGCAGAACAGAGCUAACCCUGAUGUCCAAACAGUGUCUGAUUACUACAGAGUCACUUUGUAUAAUGUGUUCCUGGACCAUUUAGUUCAGGAAAUGGAAACUCGCAUCCUGGGUAAUGAAGAUCGGUACUGUGCGCAAAACUUACUGCCUUCAAAACUGGCUGACUUGCGGGAUGAUAUGCUGCCGACAAUAUAUGCCGCCUUUGCCCCCGACCUUCCUCAAACAUAUGAGACAUUCAAGUCGGAAAUUGCUAGAUGGAGAGUCAGAUGGGGCAUGACAGACAUGAAGCCUUCGAGACUCCAAGAUACCCUUCAGCAGACGUGCAAGGACUUGUAUCCUUGCAUUUGUACCAUCAUCGGGGUCCUUUUGACCAUGCCACCGACGUCAGCCACAUGUGAAAGAUCUUUUAGUGGAAUGAAACGCAUAAAGAACUAUUUGCGAACAACAAUGACAUCUGACAGGCUGUCGUCGUUAGCCCUCAUCCAUGUACACAAGGACAUGAACAUCCACGUUGACCAAGUUAUUAACGUGUUUGCGUCAGAGAAAUGCAGAAAACUAGAUUUUUUCUAA